Molecule: messenger RNA, 1590 nt
Organism: Enterobius vermicularis (human pinworm)
Lineage: Eukaryota; Metazoa; Nematoda; Chromadorea; Rhabditida; Oxyuridae
Source: the annotation of a GenBank genome assembly
AUGGAACGGGUUCUUUUCCCGUCCACGUCGUUAACUACAGUAUGUAGGGGUUUAAUCCACAAAUCAUGGAAGUCGGCAGCUUUCCAUACAUCGACAGUAAAUCGAUGGCAAGAUUUCGAAAAUGAACGGCAUUAUGAGCCUGGAGAAGACGUGAUGAAGAGGGUUUGGCAUGGCUUAACCUAUGAUAUUAGGCGGUGGAAGAGACGGUAUAAUGAGGCACGUUAUGAUGCAUUUAGGAGACGCUACAUAAUAGCUCAUAUGAAAAAGUCUGUGAUAGAUAACGAAUUGUUCCCAUUUCGAACUGAGGUACUGAUCAUCGGUGGUGGUUUAACUGGUUCUUCGGUUGCAUAUUGGAUUAAGCAAUGUUAUCGUGAUGAGGAUUUCAAAGUUACAGUUAUAGAAAACAACGACAAGUUUGCACAAAGCUCAACAAUGCUUUCCUGUGGUGGUAUAUCACAACAGUAUUCGACUCCGGAACAUGUUGAAAUGUCUUUAUUUACCACCGAGUUUCUGAGACACACUGGCGAACACCUCAGAAUUUUAGAUAAUGACCCACCAGACGUAAGUUUCUUCCCAAUGGGGUAUAUGCACCUAGCUCAGACCGAGGAAGAUGUGGAAAAAAUGAGGGAAAGCUGGAAGUUACAAAUUGAGAAAGGAGCUCGAGUUGCUUUAUUAAACAAAGACGAGUUAAAACAACGUUUCCCGUCACUCAAUAUAGACACUUUUAUGUACUACCGUUUGGAAAAUGAAGGAUGCAUUGACUCGUGGCAACUUCUCUCAGCAAUUAGAGAAAAAAAUCUGACUUUAGGCGUUCAAUAUGUAAAGGGAGAAGUGGAAGGCUUUAUGUUCAGGCGUGAUGGGAGUGAUGUGCAUGGUUACGAAGCAGAAGACGUGGCUGAUGAAGUAGCAAUGAGUAGUCGGAAGUUGAUUGGGGCGUAUGUACGGCCACAGAUGACUGAUGCCUCACCGAGACCUAUUAGAUUUCAUUUCGUUGUUAACGCUGCAGGGCCGUGGGCAAGAAGUAUAGCAGAAAUGGCAGAUAUUGGAAUAGGAAAAGGGGUUCUUUCAAUACCGAUACCGGUUGCGUCAAGGAAGCGAACUGCUUACGUUAUUCAUGCUCCCGAUGCUCCAUCUUUAGGCAUGCCGGCGUUUGUUGAUCCAUCUGGUGUGUUUUGUUUGCAAGAGGAAGCCGGAAAUAUUUUCAUUUGUGGGAAAACUCCCAAAACAUUGGAGGAAGACCGAAAAAUUGACCACUCGAACUUGAAUGUUGAUUAUGACUAUUUUUACAAUGAAGUGUGGCCAGUACUAGUCAAGCGCGUCCCUACCUUUAAAAAUAUACAUAUUAAAAAUGCUUGGGCACGUUACGAAGACGUCAACUUGUACGAUAAUGCACCUGUUAUUGGAGAUCAUUUGUUGUAUAAAAAUUAUCUUAUUGCUUGUGGAUUUGGAGAACGUGGAAUACAACAUUCUUUGGCAGCUGCAAGGGGAAUAUCUGAAAAAGUUUAUGAAGGUGCAUUUUUAUCAAUAAAUUUGGGAAAGUUUGAUAUGCGAAGAUUUGUUAGCGGUAGGAAAAUAGAUGAAAUUUAUUGA